Caenorhabditis remanei is the source of this 990-nucleotide messenger RNA. RefSeq lists its product as uncharacterized. Bases 1 to 990 code for a protein of 329 amino acids. Lineage: Eukaryota; Metazoa; Nematoda; Chromadorea; Rhabditida; Rhabditidae. The record is from RefSeq and is a predicted model, not a curated record. The transcript has 4 exons.
AUGUCUGAUGAUUCAAUUAGAACGAGAAAAUUCAAUGGAAGAACGAAUGCUCCUGUUACUAUAAAAGGAGUGAAUCUAGCUGGGAAGACGUUUGUAAUAACUGGAACAACUUCAGGAAUUGGAAUUGAAACUGCAAGAUCAUUGGCAUUGAAUGGAGCUCAUGUUGUCAUGUUGAAUAGGAAUCUUGUGGAAUCUGAGAAGUUGAAAAAGAAAAUAAUUGAAGAAAUGUAUGAUGCAGAGAUUGAUAUCAUUGAAUGUGAUCUAAAUUCGUUGAGAUCUGUGAAGAAAGCGGCGGACGAGUUCAUUGAGAAAAAUUGGCCAAUUCACUGUUUGAUUCUGAAUGCUGGAGUAUUUGGAACAGCUUCGAAAACUACUGUAGAUGGUCUAGAGUCUCAUUUUGGAAUCAACCAUCUUGCUCAUUUUUUGCUGAUCCGAGAGUUUCUCCCAAUCGUUCGAAACUCAAAUCCAUCAAGAAUAAUUCUAGUUUCCUCCUCAGUUCAUGCUAAUUGUGGAGUGUCUCCAUCUAUGUCAAUUGAAGACAAAAUCAAAAUAUUGUGUCCAGAAAGUCCAUUAGAUGCAUCAUGGUUUCGGCUAUAUGCUCGUUCCAAAAUGUGCAAUAUGUUGACUGCAUUCAAAUUGCAUCGUGAUGAGUAUCUCAAUGGCAUCAGCACGUAUUCAGUUCAUCCUGGAAACGGAGUCAGAACUAAUAUACUCCGUGAUUCGUGGCUUGUCAGUAUUGCCAGUUUCUUAUCAACUCCAUUCACAAAAAACAUCAGUCAAGGUGCGUCGACGACUGUUUAUUGUGCUGGGCACCCAGAAGUGGCGAAUAUUUCUGGAAAAUAUUGGGAAUCGAAUUGGGACGACGAGAAGAAUUUAUAUAAAGAAGUGGCGAGAGAUGAGAAAUUACAAAAUGAAUUAUGGAAACAUUCUGAGAAAUUAUUGGAUAAUUUAUUAGAGGAUAGGAAGAAUUCUUGUCUUUUUGAAUGCUGA